Capsicum annuum is the source of this 1158-nucleotide messenger RNA. RefSeq names its product receptor kinase-like protein Xa21. The transcript is spliced from 3 exons. The coding region runs from base 1 to 1158 and encodes 385 amino acids. Gene Ontology annotation, biological process: protein phosphorylation. Lineage: Eukaryota; Viridiplantae; Streptophyta; Magnoliopsida; Solanales; Solanaceae. The record is from RefSeq and is a predicted model, not a curated record. Gene Ontology annotation, molecular function: ATP binding; protein binding; protein kinase activity.
AUGGUCGGAUCGAUUCCGACAUCCAUUGGCAACUUGAGAGACCUUCAGCGGUUCAACUUGAGUAGCAACAAAUUUACAGGAUUUAUUGGAGAUCACAUAUGUAAAUUGCAGCAUUUGGGUGAUAUUUACUUUGGUCAAAAUCAAUUUUCAGGGUCUCUUCCUUAUUGUUUCGGGAAUAUUACUUCCCUUAGGGAGAACCUUCAGGAUCUGGUGGUUCUGGAAUUAUCGUCAAACAACAUGGUAGGUUCUUUACCUCAAGAAAUUGGAAAUCUAAAGGCUGUAACAAAGAUGGAUCUGUCGAUGAAUCAAUUCUCAAAUGAAAUUCAGAGAGAAAUUGGAGGCUUGCAAACUUUGGCGUACCUUUCUUUGAGACACAACAAGUUGCAAGGAGCUAUACCUGACUCAAUGAGCAACAUGGUAGUUGUAUUUGUUCCUUUAACCUUUGUGCUCCUAUGGAUAAUGUAUAGAAGUGGUAAAAGUGCUCCUCAGCAAGCUGAUUCAUUGUCUACCGUAGCAAGAGAAAGGAUUUCAUACUAUGAACUUCUCCGAGCAACUAAUGUGCUUAGUGGGAGUAAUCUGGUUGGUUCCGGAAGUUUUGGCUCAGUUUACAAAGGCGUUCUCAGAAGUGGAACUUUCAUUGAAGUUAAAGUGUUCAACCUGCAACUGGAUGUGGCAUUCAAGAGUUUUGAUACGGAAUGUGAAGUUUUUCGUAGCCUUCGCCAUAGGAAUCUUGUAAAAGUCAUUACUAGUUGUUCUAAUCUUGAUUUCAAGGCUUUAGUUCUCGAGUAUAUGCCUAAUGGGAGCCUUGAGAAAUAUUUGUAUUCGCACAAUGACUUCCUCGACAUCAGGCAGAGACUAAGCAUAAUGAUAGAUGUGGCAUGUGCUUUGGAAUAUCUUCACCAUGGAUGCUCGUCGCCUGUGAUCCACUGUGAUCUGAAGCCUAGUAACGUCUUGCUGGAUGAGGAUAUGGUUGCCCACUUCAGCGACUUUGGCAUUUCAAAACUGCUUGGUGAAGAUCAGGGUGAUUUGUACACUAAAACCUUAGCAACACUGGGUUAUAUUGCACCGGAGUAUGGACUGAAUGGACUAGUGUCAACAAAGUGUGACGUAUACAGUUACGGGAUCAUGUUGCUGGAAACGUUUACUAGGAGAUCUUAG